GCGCCGGAUUUGGACAUGGCGGGUGCUGGACGCGGAGCAGCGGCGCCCGUGGGGACGGCGGGGCCCGGGAGCUCGGGGCGACCGCAGGCGCGGCGGCGGCGGCAGCAGGAGCUGCGGGGGAAGCAGCGCUUGGCUCCGCGGCCGGGGCAGCGCAGCAAAGAAAAGAAGAAAGUGAAUUGCAAGCCCCCAAACCAGGACGAACAGGAAAUCCCUUUCCGCCUCCGGGAGAUCAUGAGGAGCCGCCAGGAGAUGAAAAACCCGAUCAGUAACAAAAAGAGGAAGAAAGAGGCCCAGGCGGCCUUCAGAAAGACACUGGAGAAGGAAGCUAAGGGAGUAGAGCCAGACAUCGCCGUCCCCAAGUUCAAGCAGAGGAAGUGGGAGUCUGACAGGGCCUAUGUCCAGCGCAUGGAGCAAGAGGCCCAGCACGUGCUGUUCCUCAGCAAGAACCAGGCCAACCGGCAGCCAGAGGCUCAGGUGGCUCCCAGGAAGGAGAAGUCUGAGCGGAAGAAAGCGUUCCAAAAGCGGCGACUGGAUAAAAUCCGGCAGAGAAAGGAGGAAAAAGCAGCAGAAAGGCUGGAGCAGGAGCUGCUCCAAGACACAGUGAAGUUUGGUGAAGUUGCCCUGCAGCCCCCAGAGCUGACUGCCAAGCCCAGGAGGAGCGUAGUCGGGGACCAGCCUGGCAAGAAAUCGCUGAUGCUGAGGAUGCUUUUGAGCCCUGGCGGUGUGCCCCGGCCUGUGACCACCUCGCUGGCCCGACAGCGGAUUGUGGGGGAGGAGAGGGAGCGGGCUGUGCAGGCCUACCGAGCGCUGAAGAAGCAGAAGCAGCGGCAGCAGGAGGUGCAGCCGCCACGGCCACCCCCCCUCACCUCCGGGAGGAAGCCAGAGACACGGCCGUGAGGGGCCAGGCCCAGGCUCCUGGGAAUGGCACUGGGGCUGCUGCACCCGCAGAGACGGCAGAUCAUUUUCCUUGGACACAUUCUUAAUGCCAGGAGAGGUCUCCAGGUGUCUUCUUCCAUUUUCCCCCCAAAGCCUGCUCUUUCAUGAGUGACCAUCGAUGGGCCACAUCCUGCACGGGAGGGUGCUGCCCUGUGGACCCACAGACAGGAGCCAGCGCUUGGCUCCACCCACAGCUUUGUUUCUUCAUUCUGAAAGAAAAAUCCAGGCAGAGAAACAACCCAGUUCCACUUUCGGGCAGGCCCAAUCCCAUAAUCCUGUCCCUAAACACCAGUGAUUGAUGGAAACUGCUCAUUUAGGUCCCUCCCCCACCCACGGGCCUGUGCAGGGGACCAUGAGAACAGGCCCGGGGCUCACCCCACCAAGGUUGGCUGGAUGGACAAGGACUGCAGCAUUGACACCAAGGGGGUGGGAGCAGGUUGUCCCCAGGGGGCAGGCCUCAGGCAGGUCCAGGGCCGGAGAGGGCAGGGGCGGGACCCCAGCCUGGGGCUCCUGUGGUCUGGGCGGGGCCUUGCCAGGUGCAUCUCUUGCCCCAGCCAAAGGCGGGAAUGCCGGGCCUCAGCCUCUCCAGGUGAGGGGAGGAGGGAGGAACAUGAAGCAGUGGAGGCCGACUGCUCAUCAGCCUCUGGGCCACUGUGCUCCUGGCCGCCUCCCUGCGAAUGCUCCGCCCAGAGAGAGCUCGGGAAAUAGUGUCUCAGCCCAGCUGAGCAGCCCUGGAGAAUGUGUGAAGGGGUGGAGUGGUGUGUGAUUUUUUUCUGUCCUUCCCCAACUGUGCAUUUUCUAGAAUGAAGUUUACUUCAAAAUUAAAAAAUUUAAAUUGAGGAAGCUA
Lemur catta (Ring-tailed lemur) is the source of this 1783-nucleotide messenger RNA. It is a transcript of the gene CCDC137, whose product is annotated as coiled-coil domain containing 137. The transcript is spliced from 6 exons. Lineage: Eukaryota; Metazoa; Chordata; Mammalia; Primates; Lemuridae. The coding region runs from base 16 to 897 and encodes 293 amino acids. The record is from RefSeq and is a predicted model, not a curated record.